Messenger RNA from Lotus japonicus, 1670 nucleotides. RefSeq lists its product as uncharacterized. Gene Ontology annotation, cellular component: cytoplasm. The record is from RefSeq and is a predicted model, not a curated record. The transcript is spliced from 11 exons. Lineage: Eukaryota; Viridiplantae; Streptophyta; Magnoliopsida; Fabales; Fabaceae. Gene Ontology annotation, molecular function: GTP binding; ATP hydrolysis activity; ATP binding. The coding region runs from base 110 to 1384 and encodes 424 amino acids.
AUAGCACAUAACCUAAUCACAAACGGGGGGCAUGGAAUAGAACCGCAUUGAAAAUGUUUUCUGGAGAUAACACUCUGUCUUUCUGAAUCCCUGUCUGUUCCUGCUACCAAUGGCAAGAGUAGCUUGCUAUCACCUUCACAUGGUUCCCAGUUUCGUUCAUCCAUUGAAGUCAACACUCUUCAGAAACCACACUCUUUUCACCAUACACUCUCCUCACCGUUAUGGGGUUCAGCCAAGGUUCUCUUUCUCUUCUUCUUCAUCGUCCAAGAUAAGCAUGAGCCUCAGGGCUGGUAUCGUUGGUCUCCCCAACGUUGGCAAGUCCACACUCUUCAAUGCUGUGGUUGAAAAUGGAAAGGCUCAAGCUGCUAAUUUUCCAUUUUGUACAAUAGAGCCAAAUGUGGGGAUUGUUGCUGUUCCAGAUUCUCGUCUCCAUGUGCUCUCUGAUCUCAGUAAAUCUCAGCGAGUGGUUCCAGCGUCCAUAGAGUUUGUAGAUAUAGCUGGGCUUGUCAAGGGUGCAAGUCAAGGCGAGGGUCUGGGUAAUAAGUUUUUGUCACAUAUUCGUGAGGUGGACUCUAUACUUCAGGUUGUACGAUGUUUUGAUGACAAUGACAUUAUUCAUGUGAAUGGGAAAGUUGACCCCAAGUCUGAUAUUGAUGUUAUCAACUUGGAGCUUGUUUUCUGUGACUUGGACCAGAUUGAGAAAAGACUGGAUAAACUAAAGAAGGGCAAGCCGAAGGAUUCACAAAGAGUCAAGGAAGAGGCAGAAAAGUCUGCACUGGAGAAGAUUCGCGUGGCACUCUUGGAUGGAAAACCUGCACGAUCUGUGACCUUAACUGAUUCUGAAAGGGAUGCUGUGAAGCACCUCUGCUUGCUCACAAUGAAACCCAUUAUAUAUGUGGCAAAUGUUGCAGAAUCUGAUCUAGCUGAUCCUGCAAAAAAUAAUUAUGUCAAUGAUGUCACCAAUGUUGCAUCUGAGCUGCAGUCAGGAAUCGUAACAGUUUCAGCACAGGUUGAGGCAGAGCUAACUGAACUAGCUACGGAAGAAAGAAAAGAAUAUCUGAACUCUCUUGGUGUUAGUGAAAGUGGUCUUGGUAACCUAAUCAGGGCAACCUAUAGCCUUUUGGGGCUGCGAACUUAUUUUACGUCUGGUGAGAAGGAAACAAAAGCAUGGACGAUACUUGCAGGAAUGACGGCACCUCAAGCUGCUGGAGUGAUUCACUCUGACUUCGAGAAGGGUUUCAUUCGAGCAGAGACAGUGUCUUAUGAUGAUUUUGUUGCUGCUGGUUCAUUAGCUGCAGCACGAGAGAAAGGAGUUUUGAGAUCUGAAGGUAAAGAUUACAUUGUACAAGAAGGUGAUGUCAUGUUGUUUCGAUUCAAUGUUUAGCAGAACUUACAGCUCCCAGCUGAGAGUCAGUGGAGAAAUUGAGAUGUAAUUUAUGACUAAGGUCAGGAAAAUUUUCAGCCAAUUGCUGGUUAUAGUUUGCAUAAGCAUUGUUUUGUUAUAGGGACAAAUGCUCCCUGUUAGGAGCCAGUGAAGAGUUGAAACAAUAUAUGACUACAGGUCCCCAAAUUUUCUCAGCCAAUUGCUGAUUAUGAUCUGGAAGAGGCAUUGUAUUUUUUAGUGAAAAAAGGUUAAUUUUUUAGUGCAAUGCAUAAAAUUUGCUUGAAUA